AAUACCUAUCAAAUUAAAAUCUAUGAUCUUCAAUUUAAUCAGAGAAUUACAAUGAAUGGUGGAACGACAGUAAACUUUUCGGUCCACAAUUGGCUGAAUUCCAGCUGACAGCGCCCCGAUGUGAACCGUGUGUUGUUUAUACGCAGUUAAAGAUAAAUAAAUACGGAAAGAUGAAGGUGAAGGUGGACUCGAAAAAAUGUGGUGUAUGCGGCGACAAAGCGCUUGGCUACAAUUUCAACGCGGUGACAUGCGAGAGCUGCAAGGCUUUUUUCAGAAGAAAUGCCCUGUUGCAGAAGGAGUUCAAGUGUCCAUUUGACAACCGAUGUGAGAUCACCCAGGUCACCAGGAGGUUCUGCCAGAAGUGCAGGCUUGACAAGUGUUUCAACAUAGGCAUGUGCAAAGACUUGAUCAUGUCGGAACAGGACAAGGUACUCAAGAGACAAAAAAUUGAGGAGAACAGGGCCAAAAAGAGGAGCAUCGAUGGUUUCAAAUCCGGCUUUAAAAAGAUCAAGAAAGAGAGGAACUCGACAGAUGCAGAGUCACAGGAGACUGAUAGUUUUAAUGGUGCAUUCACUGACUCCGAUUCUAAGGAAACUGUUAUGUCUGACCAGGGAUAUCAGCCCAAUAAUCAAAAUGUUGGUGUCAUUAACUAUACGAAAUUGGACAACAGUGUGGCCUCCCCAAACGAUUGUUUGGUGUCAUCAAGUGAUGAUAUUAGAAAAAUUAUGAGUACAGGCUCUGAGUUAAAUACACAAACGCCCAAAUUAGUGGAAAAAGAGCCAAGUGAAGUGGAGAAUCAUUUGUUAGACAAUUUAGUUAACAAUAAUGACCUUAAUUGUAAUAAUAAUAGUGAAAAUAAUCAAACAAGUGUUGCUGACAGUAAACAUAGGUUGGAUGUCACAAAAGAUGUGGUAGAGGAUGUUCAAAGAGCAAACUCUAUGGUGUCUAGCCCCAUAGAAUCGAUCCUUGUGGAGGCGAUUAAACUGGAGUACGAGGCGUACACAUCCAUAGCCCAAUGCUUGUCCCAUUCACGUGAAUUGAACGAUGCGGAAAGGGCGAAACUGAAUGAACUGAUCGUGGCCAACAAGGCUCUUUCGACACCUGUUGAUGCCGAAUUGAAAAACAUGUGCGGGGGAGACAAAUGCAAAUUUAAGGGUAACCCACAAAGAGCCCUAGAAGCGGACCCCGCGUUGGUGGACGUGAUAAACCUGACAGCAAUUGGUAUAAGGCGCUUGAUAAUAAUGGCAAAGAAAAUAAACGCCUUCAAAAACAUGUGCCAAGAAGACCAAGUUGCUUUAUUAAAAGGAGGAUGCACGGAAAUCAUGAUCUUGCGCAGUGCAAUAAACUACGAUGCCAAAAAACAGACUUGGAAGAUACCUCACAGCCAGGAAGAAAUGAAUUUAAACGUAGAUGUGCUGAAAUUGGCCAAGGGAAACAUGUACCAAGAACACGACCGAUUUAUCAAAACAUUCGACCCAGUUUGGAGGUCGGAUGAAAACAUAAUUUUAAUUUUGUGUGCCAUAGUCUUAUUCACGCCCGAUAGGCCCAGAGUCAUACACCAAGACGUCAUUAAAUUGGAACAGAAUGCCUAUUACUACCUGCUCAGACGUUAUUUGGAAAGUAUAUACCCAGGAUGCGAAGCCAAGUCGACGUUCCUAAAGCUCAUCCAAAAAAUUACGGAACUUCAUAAGCUCAAUGAAGAACUUGUUAAUGUUUACGUUAACGUAAACCCCUCAGAGGUCGAACCUCUGCUCAUUGAAAUAUUUGACUUGAAACACUGACCACACCGAAAGAUUUGUAAUUGUAAUUAUGAUGUAAUUAAUUUUAUUUUGCUCAGGUAUUAAUUUUAAAAAUGUUCUUUGUAAUUGUAUUAGAAAUCAAAUUUACCUUAUUGUAAAAAAGUUAAAUAGAUUAUUUUGGUAGAAAAACUAGUUUCCAAGUUGAAACAAAACACAUGAAUUGAAUUAUUAAUUAUGUGGAAAAUAUGUACAUUGGUAUUGUGUGUAAUGUGUGGUUAAUUUUUAAGUAUUUGAUUCAGGAUAAAAUGCCAUACUAGAUCUAACAUCACUAGCAAUAUUAUAUGCAUUUCCAAAGACAAAUCACUUACUAUUAGAUUCUGUUUAUUUUAUAGAGAAACAUAUUUUUUGUACAUUGCCAAAAUAGUACAAAGAUGUUUAGUAUGCCAUGCGUCCAGUAAUUUAUAUUUUAGCAUUUUCUUUUUGGAGCUUUUUAUGUGAUACAUAUAUUAUAUUUACGCAAAAUAUGAUUUAACAAUGUCAGUACACUGUUAUUUAUUUAUAAGGUUUAUGUAUACAAAAUAAAUAUAAUGUUAUUUAUUUUUAAGAUAAUAUAAAUUUGUUAUUA
Aethina tumida (small hive beetle) is the source of this 2364-nucleotide messenger RNA. It is a transcript of the gene Hr96, whose product is annotated as nuclear hormone receptor HR96. Bases 171 to 1781 code for a protein of 536 amino acids. Gene Ontology annotation, molecular function: nuclear receptor activity; RNA polymerase II cis-regulatory region sequence-specific DNA binding; zinc ion binding. The transcript has 4 exons. Gene Ontology annotation, biological process: cell differentiation; negative regulation of transcription by RNA polymerase II; positive regulation of transcription by RNA polymerase II. The record is from RefSeq and is a predicted model, not a curated record. NCBI's taxonomy places the organism in Eukaryota, Metazoa, Arthropoda, Insecta, Coleoptera, Nitidulidae.